AUGGCAGGGCGAAGCAAACACACAUGGACUACUGAAGAGGAUACAAAGUUGAUUGAAGCAUUGUUGGAGUUACAUGUAUCCGGAAAGUAUGGUGGUGCUGACAACGGAUUCAAACCCGGUUAUUUGAAGGCAGUGCAACAAUUACUGGAUAGUCAUAAAGGUGCUGCAUGUUUUCGCGAUAAACCAUUUCCCCAAUUUGAUAACCUGUGUAAAAUAUUUGGUAAGGAUAGAGCUACUAGUAAUGGAGCUACUGGUCUUGGAGAAGAAGAUGUGACUGAAGAGACACAAAGAAACUCACUUGUUGAUGUAGAAGGGUUGGAAGAUAUUGUUGAAGAGACACAACAAAUUGCUCGUGUCAAUAGUAAAUGCAAACGGCCUCCAACAGAUGACGCCGAAAGCUCUUAUAAGGAAGCAGCGAAAGAAAUGAAAGUGACUUUCAAGGAGGUUGGUGAGAAACUUAUUGAAACAAUAUACAAUAUAGGAAAGCAAGAAAACAAGGAAGCAUGUGAUAUAAUAGAUAAAGUUGUUGAAGAUAUACAACGCAUGCCAAAUAUUAAUGUCAUACAGCGAAUUAAGGCGAUUGACAUAUUUAGCAAAGAUCAAUUUCGCGCCCGAGCGUUUUUUAAGAUGACAGAAGAAGAAAAGAUUUGUUACAUGGAAAUGAUUGCGGAUGGUUCAAUAUCAUGA
Lactuca virosa is the source of this 687-nucleotide messenger RNA. Lineage: Eukaryota; Viridiplantae; Streptophyta; Magnoliopsida; Asterales; Asteraceae. The record is from the annotation of a GenBank genome assembly.